Messenger RNA from Spea bombifrons (plains spadefoot toad), 3792 nucleotides. It is a transcript of the gene NCAPG2, whose product is annotated as non-SMC condensin II complex subunit G2. The record is from RefSeq and is a predicted model, not a curated record. The coding region runs from base 105 to 3542 and encodes 1145 amino acids. The transcript has 28 exons. Gene Ontology annotation, cellular component: condensin complex; nucleus. Lineage: Eukaryota; Metazoa; Chordata; Amphibia; Anura; Pelobatidae. Gene Ontology annotation, biological process: mitotic sister chromatid segregation.
GGGAUAGCGGCGGGCGGGUGGUUGGGUUUGAAUUAGGGAACUGGCGGGAAUUGUAACCAGGACCCGAGUGUUAUCAUUUACCGGGAACGGAAUAACCGUUGAAGAUGUCAAAGCGUGAGGCGUUUCUGCAAGCCACGGCCAAGGAUUCCGUCGAAGCGUUCUUAAACUUCAUUCAACUUCAUAAAGACGCGUCUGAUCCUUUUGAUUUGGGUGAAUUACUGCAAGAGUUGCCAAGGAAACAAAAGGAAGAAUUAUGGGAGAAGCUAAAGACUUUGCUGACAGAGACCUUGGUGGCAAAUCCGGUGGAAGGAUGGCAGAAAAUAGACGAUGACAGCGAUGAUGAUAUGGAAGUAGAAAGCACAUCAGAUGUGAAACACGCGAUGUCUGUAAUUCAUGGCGUGGCAGUAGUUGCCGCAGCCUCUGUGUGUGUAGUAGAUGAAGAUGUCGGCUAUGGAGCUCUCCUAGAAUGUGCAGCUAUACUUAACGGUAUUUUACAAGCUGUGCCAAAAUCUGAAAAUGCUGCGCGUCUUGCCAUUCAGCACCUAUGUGAGGCUUGGUGGGAGAAAGGGUUGGAAGGGAAAGAAGAAUUUGGCAAAAGUGCGUUUCUCUUGCUCCUAACAAAAUCACUUGGCGCAAAGUGCGUGGUGGCUGACAUUGCUCGCUUGUGGCAUCUGCACCCGUCCCUCCUCAGCUUCGAUUACAACUUGGCAGAGAGUAAUGACGUGAAGGAUUUGUUACUCCAGUGUUUCAUGAGCAUCAAUCAUAUUAAAAAAGAAGAGGGCAGAAGAUUUCUCAGCUUUCUUUUCAGCUGGGACGUCGGUUUCAUUAAAAUGAUCCAUGGCACCGUUAAAAACCAGAUGCAGUGUUUACCAAAAUCCCUCAUGUCGCACAUUGCAGAAAUUUACUUCAGAGCCUGGAACAAGGCAUCCGGAGAUAUUUUACAGACAAUUGAAUACGGCUGCAUUCAGGACUUCAUGCAUCACGGAGUUUAUCUGCCACGGAAAUCUGCAGUGCAUCCCAAAGUGCGAGAGGUGCUGAGUUACUUCCACAAGCAGAAGCUGCGGCAGGGCGUGGAGGAGAUGCUCUGCAGACUCUACCAGCCUAUCCUCUGGCGUGGUCUAAAGGCCAGAAACUCAGAAGUUCGGUCCAACUCUGCCUUGUUGUUCAUCGAAGCGUUUCCAGUCCGGGAUCCAAACUUAAACCAUGAAGACGUGGACAAUGAGAUCCAGAAGCAGUUUGAGGAACUUUUUGGUCUUUUAGAGGACCCUCAGGCACUUGUGCGCUCCACGGGAGUCCUAGGCGUCUGUAGAAUAACAACCAAGUACUGGGAGAUGAUUCCACCAUCCAUCCUGACUGAUCUUUUGAAAAAGAUACUCUGCGAUCUGGCCUCUGAUGUCAGCUCCGCUGAUGUGCGCUGCUCGGUUUUUAAGUGCUUGCCGAUACUUCUGGACAACAAGUUAAGUCACCCGUUACUGGAGCAGAUGCUGCCGGCUUUGAAGAACAGUCUCCACGACAAUUCGGAGAAAGUGCGAGUGGCUUUUGUUGACAUGCUGCUUAAAGUCAAGGCUGUCCGGGCUGCUAAGUUCUGGAAGAUUUGUCCCAUGGAGCACCUUUUGGCUCGCCUGGAAGUAGACUCGCGUCCAGUUUCACGUCGGAUUGUAAAUCUUCUGUUUAACUCCUUCUUUCCCGUUAAUCAGCAAGAAGAAGUGUGGUGUGAGAGAUGUGUCGCUUUGAUCCAAAUGAACCCUGCAGCCGCGCGCAGGUUUUAUCAGUAUGCUUUUGAGCACACGGCCCCCACCAAUAUUGCGAAGUUGAUGCUUACUAUACGGCGGUGUUUGAACGCCUGUGUUCAGCGUAGCGCUCGAGAUGAGGACGACGAAGAUGACGAUGAAGAUGGGAGUGAGAAGGAGAACAAAAGUGUGUUGGUCAAUGUGUUGUCUACAGAAGACUCUGCCUCUAUGGCCAGUUUACUGGAAAUUGUUGUGAUUCUUUGGAGAAGUAUCCGAAAAGCUCUCGACCAAAAUGACGAGGCCAAAGAGUAUACCAUACGGAAGUUUGCCUCCGUGCUUCCUGAUUAUUUUAAAGUUUUUAAGGAUGAUCGCUGUGUUGUACCACUAAUCAUUUUGGCUUCCUUCAUGCCCCCAUCUGCUGUUCCAACAUUCAGCUGUUCUGUCUUGUCAAAGCUGAGAAACCUGGAGAGCGGGGCAGAUGAAAAGAGAUAUUCCACCCUUAUCGAUUGUUUGUGUCGCUGGGGGCAGGUGGGGCAUUUGCUGGAGCUCAUAACGGAAUGGCUUUCGGAGGCUUUGCCGGAAAAAAAGAGCAGGAAAGAUUCUGUGCGGCAAGUCCGUAUUCUGGACACAAGGGAAAGUAAACCAGACCUGGCCCUCGAUUACCUGGAGUAUAUAAUAACGCAUGCUGUGAAUCGGGAGCAUCUGCUUUCUCUUCAAACAAAGAAACUGAACCAACUCUUAAAAGUGCUGGGACUUGCAAAAGAGGUACUUUGCUCCUUUAUGAAGCCGUCUCAGACAGCGACACACAAGAUCGAUCAAGGAGCGGCUCUGAGGAUCUUCAGCCUUUACUGUCGGCUUAGUAUCCAUCUCCAGCACAAGUUUAACUCUGAAGGGAGGACGUAUUUAUCUGUUCUGGAAGAGACUGGAGAAUGGAUCGAGAACCAAAUUCUUGCACACCUCGAAAGUAAUCCAGACGUCUCAGAGGAACAAAGUGGGAUCUCCGAUCAAGUACUUAAGGCAUACCUAACGGUCUGUAAAGAUGUUCUAAUGGUUGGGCUCGGUGAUCUGGAGUUUCAAGCGCAGCUUCUUCAAAUUAUUUUCUCAAUACUGCAAAAAGACAGGUGUCCCGAAUGCAUGCCGCUACUCUUGACUAUAUUGAAAGAGCUAACAGAAGUUUGUUUGGCUCACAAGAUGAGUAAUAGCAGCGUGGACACAAGUGAAGUCCUAGACGCCGUUCAGAAGGUUUUCCACAAGGCUUUAGAGACCGUCGCUCGCCGGCUGAAGAAGCAGCACGACGAGGCUCUCCAGCUGCUCCAGUCCAUGCAAGCGCCCCUCGGGGAGUUUAUACACACAGUCCAGUGCUGGCACAGCGCAUGCGCGGAGAUUCACCAGGGAGUGCUCUCCACAAUCAUGGCCGCAGUGAUUGUUGAAAUAAGUCACGCUCUGCGCAAAAUUCCAGAUGCGAGUGAACUCACCACGCCGGAGUCCAUUUCAGAUCUUCCUCCUCUCUCAAGGUGUCUGAUGUCGAUUGUUGUGAAGUCGCCCGCUGUGUUGAGCUCCUUCUUGGUAGGACUAACCGACUGUAUCGCGUCCGAGGAAGUUGAAGGAAUCUUGGGCUUGACCGCCUCUUUGUACAUUGCUUUUGUUAGUCGUAAAGGUAAUAAAGUCUCAUCGGCUGUUAAAGAUAUAGCUGCAACUAUAUACAGAAAACUGAAGAAUUAUGGUGAAGUCGCCAUGGAAGAUAUUGGUAGCAGAGAAAGGGCUGCGUAUGAAUCAUCAAUGAAGAUUUUAGAUACCCUGCAGGUUCAAUAAGCUAAAAAAGACUAUUUUUAUAUAUAUUUCUGAAAAUGUACAGAUAUUGGAUUUUGUGUAAAAAUUAGUUACUUUUUAACAUUGUAUUGUUUAUAUCGCCUAUCAUCCCAAAGGCUAGCAAUAAUACAUUUUGUGCAUAAAACCAGAAUUCACUUUUUUUUUUUUUGUUAUCCAGUCCGGCAAAGCUUCUAUUAUUUGAUACAACUGGUGCAUGGUUUUUUGCAAUGUAUAUGUGUGUAAAAAAAAAAAA